AUGGCCGUCGAAGGCGCGCGCUACACGUUAGGGCAAUUGAAAGCUCUUCGUGAGUCGCCCUUGGUGCGCAAACCAGACGAACUGCCCUCGAUCGAUGAGUGGAUAGAAGGUACUCAACAAUCGCAACAAGAGAAUGCCGGUCGCAAGCCGCGCAACCAGUCCCAGAGACCCGAAGAACCUGCGCCCAUGGGCAAUUUCUCUUCGCAAAGACCAUCAUUAUUACAGACCAGACAUACCUCGCGUUCUGCUCAGCAGCCCGACGAAAUCAUACUCGGCCCUCCAAAGACGUCAUUCGCAUCAUCUCGCAAUGUGAACAAGCUCGAAGAGCGUGAGCAGGAACAGCAGGAUCCCACCACAGCCAACCAACGAUCCCGCUUCUUCCGUGAAAGGGAAACCACAAAGACCGGCAACAACAGAGACUGGCGCUCAUCCAAACAACAGCAAGAAGACGACGAUGCAUUCACUUCCGAGCCUCGAUUCACACCCCGCCAACCACGCGAAGGCAACGGUAAUGGCUUUGGUCAGCGCUUCGACCAACGCUGGGCUCGCGACAACAACGACCGCGAUCGUGAGAGAGACCGCGAACCUCAACGCGAACGCGAGCGUGAGCGUGAAAGGCCCAGUCAGCGCGGAGGCUGGCGCGACAAAGCACGCAACGAGCGCCAGCAGGAUGUUCCCGAGAAGGAGCCCGAAUGGAUGGACGAACCAUUGGAGAAAGAGAAUAAGAAUCAGAUGCACACACAGGAGGACUUUGAGCACUGGAAAGAGCGCAUGAGGGCUGCUGCUAACGGCUCGUCCGCAGAGCCCAAGCAAGAUGCCUUCGCCGAUGGUGUCGCUACACCAGUCAAGUCAACACCGGCUCAUUCGAAACCACAAACUCCCAUGGUUUCAGACGCGCCAGGCUUCGACAAGAGCAUCUUCGGAUCCUGGGGAGAGAGCAAGAGGCUUGAAAGUCCUGUUGAUACUCGCGCAACCAAGGCGCCUGCUGGAGCAAAGGGAAAGUCUUCUCGCUUUGCAUCCAUGUUUGCUCCUAAGGAGGAGGCCCGCCCUUCCGUCGAAGAGGCCGCCAGUCCCGCGCCACUCGAAUCCAACGAAGACAAAGCAGGCUUCCUCCGAAUCAUGGCUGGCCUCCGCAGAGGCACCUCACACUCUGGCGUCGAUUCGCCUGUCAGAGAGCAGGACGGUAGAGGUCCCCCUCCUGGCCCGCCGCCCGGCUUCGGCAUGCAAGCGCCUCAAGAUGCUCUGGCUGCCAUGUUCGACAAGGCACCUGCAUCCACUCAGUCUCCUCGCCCUCAAUCAGGAUUUGCUUCCGACUCUUUCCUGCCUCCUCCGACUUCUCAAUUCAGCCGCCCUACUAGCAAUGUCGCCUCUCCUGACCCAACAUCCAUGAGAUCGAACAACCCUGCUUCGCACCUGCCCCAACAGAUGCAGAACAUCUUCCUUGACCAAGCUCCUCGCAACGGUCCUACUCCGGAGAGCUUCAAUCAACAGCAUUCACGCAAGCCAAACUCAUUGAACAAGGACUCGGAGUUCUUGCUCAACUUGAUCCAAGCGAAGAACGCCAACAGAGCUGCGCCUCCAUCACGCAGCCAGCACGAGCCUGAGCCUUUCCAGCUCUUCCUCGAUCAACCACCGAAACCUCAAACUCAGACUAUUGCACCAAAGUCGCAAGCUCCUCGUCCCACAGAGUCAAUUGAGGAGCAGCUGUUCCGUGGCAACCAGCACAUGGAUCAUGGCCGCCCUCGUGCUCCUCCUGGAUUUAUUGAGGACCCUUCGAUCGUCCUGCAGCAAGCUCAGCGUAGCUAUCCAAAUGGUCCUCCCCAGCCCCGCCGCCAGAGCGCCGUUCAGCAGAUGCCCAACGCUGGUCCUGGAGCUCCCCAAGACUUCCCUCCCAACUUCCCCUACAUGCCUGGUGGUCCUCCGCCUCCUGGUCCUGGUGACCGUAUGCCUCCUGGUUUCAAUCCCAACAUUCGACACCCGCCUGGCUUUGCAAACAUCCCCAACGUUUUCCAGCAACCUAGUUCGCAACCACCUCCACAGCAAGGCGCAGGUAUGCAAGGUCUACCUCCCGGCUUCCCGCCCGGCAUGGCCUUGCCACCUCCCGGGUUUGGGGCUCAUGGUCCACCACCACCUGGCUUCUUCAACAACCCGAACCACAUUCCUGGUGUGCCCCCUGGCUUUGCACCCCCAGGCAUGAUGAUGAUGCCUGGCUCUAACAUCAGAAGCCCUGAAGGUACACCUGGUAUGAGGAGUCCUCAAGACGGCCCCGGUAUGGGCAUGCCUAUGCUUCAGGGUAUGGGAGCUGCCUUUGGAGGCAGACGAUGA
Messenger RNA from Aureobasidium subglaciale EXF-2481, 2325 nucleotides. RefSeq lists its product as uncharacterized. The transcript has 3 exons. Bases 1 to 2325 code for a protein of 774 amino acids. The record is from RefSeq and is a predicted model, not a curated record. NCBI's taxonomy places the organism in Eukaryota, Fungi, Ascomycota, Dothideomycetes, Dothideales, Saccotheciaceae.